This is a messenger RNA of Odocoileus virginianus texanus, 1525 nucleotides long. The record is from RefSeq and is a predicted model, not a curated record. NCBI's taxonomy places the organism in Eukaryota, Metazoa, Chordata, Mammalia, Artiodactyla, Cervidae.
GGUUCCCGGUUACAAAGCCUCCACAGACCCGCCGGACUCAGCUUCCCCCAAGGGCGGAGAAGGCUGGCCAUGGGGCUGCGAACCCUCCUCCUGCUGCUCUCGGGCGCCCUGGUCCUCACCGAGACCCGGGCCGGCUCCCACUCCCUGAGGUAUUUCCUCACCAGCGUGUCCCGGCCCGGCCUUGGGGAGCCCCGCUUCAUCAUCGUCGGCUACGUGGACGACACGCAGUUCGUGUGGUUCGACAGCGACGCACCGAAUCCGAGGAUGGAGCCGCGGGCGCGGUGGGUGGAGCAGGAGGGGCCCGAGUAUUGGGAUCAGGAGACGAAGAGGGCUAAGAACACCGCACAGACUUUCCGAGUGAACCUGAACACCCUGCGCGGCUACUACAACCAGAACGAGGCUGGGUCUCACACCUUCCAGUGGGUGUACGGCUGCAACGUGGGGCCGGACGGGCGUCUCCUCCGCGGGUUCGAGCAGUUCGGCUACGAUGGAAGAGAUUACAUCGCUCUGAACGAGGACCUGCGCUCCUGGACCGCGGCGGACACAGCGGCUCAGAUCACCAAGCGCAAGUGGGAGGCGGCAGGCCUUGCGGAGGAACACAGAAACUACCUGGAGGGCGGGUGCAUGAAGUCGCUGCGAAGAUACCUGGAGAACGGGAAGGACACGCUGCUGCGCGCAGACCCUCCGAAGGCACACGUCAACCAUCACCCCAUCUCUGACCGUGAGGUCACCUUGAGGUGCUGGGCCCUGGGUUUCUAUCCUGAGGAGAUCUCACUGACCUGGCAGCGUGAUGGGGAGGACCAGACCCAGGACAUGGAGCUUGUGGAGACCAGGCCUUCAGGGGAUGGAACCUUCCAGAAAUGGGCGGCCCUGGUGGUACCUUCUGGAGAGGAGCAGAAAUACACAUGCCAUGUGCAGCACGAGGGGCUUCCGGAGCCCCUUACCUUGAGAUGGAGUAAGGAGGGGUCCCCUUCAUUUUCCUCCACAAAAUCUCCUGAACCCUCCAUCCCCAUCAUGGGCAUCAUUACUAGCCUGGGUCUCCUUCUGGUAGGUGGAGCUGUGGUGGGUGGAGCUGUGAUGUGGAGGAAGAAGCGCUCAGGUAGGGAAGGGAGGGAGAGAUCUGAGUUUUCCUGUCUUUCUUGGGGUUUCAAGCCCAGGUAGAAAUUUUCCUGCUUCAUUACUGAAAAGUACCCUCCACACACUUGUGGAAUCUGGAGCUGAUGCUAACACUGACCCUGACCCUUUUGUAAAGUACCUGUGAAAGACAGAAUUUUCACUUUCAUAAUUCCAUUUGGAGACUAGAUGUUUUUCAGGACUUGAAGAUCAGAGGGGAAGGUCCUCACUGACUACAGGUCCCCAGGAGGACAGUUAGUCCAGUCCUCCCUCAUUUCCUUCUUUCAUGUUCCUGAUUUUGUCCUGGAUUUUUCGUCACAGUUCCAGAAAGUUUUCUGGGGUCCAGGAUUAGGGGGUUCCGCUAGGAUCUCAUGACUCAGUUGUCUCCCUGGCCUCUCACAUGAUGUUUUCU